Molecule: messenger RNA, 924 nt
Organism: Lampris incognitus (smalleye Pacific opah)
Lineage: Eukaryota; Metazoa; Chordata; Actinopteri; Lampriformes; Lampridae
Gene: tmem221
Product: transmembrane protein 221
Exons: 3
Coding region: 1-924 (307 amino acids)
Source: RefSeq, a predicted model, not a curated record
AUGACUCACACCUACAGCCAGCGCUCUCUUCUCGUGCUGUCUCUGCUAGGGAUCUUAUCGGCCAUCAUGUCCGUUUUGUCGGUCAUUCUGAUUUUCCAGCUUCAGUCACAACACGGUGCAGGGAAGGACUCCUCUCCCCCUGCGACCUCCGUCGUGCCGAGCCAUGUCUGGGUAGUGCUGCUGCCUCUGUGCACGGUGCUCUCUGCCCUGUCCCUGACGCUCAGUUUGAGCUCCGUGGUAGUUUGUCUCCUCCACAGCUACUUUUCAACUGAGAUCUGCAAAGGGGAACAGUUAACGGACAGAGCAGACUGGUUCCUGCUGGACAGCAGAGCUGUGAGACAUGUGGCUAUUGGACUGUUCUGCCUUGGGGUUUCGGUGUACCUGGCAGCUAUGUCCAUCUAUAUGCUUCUGAUAUUUGAGGUGGAGACAGGUAUCGCCAGUGCAUGUGUCCUGUCCUCUGGGAUCCUAGUCCUUCUGGUCAUUUUGACCCACUCUCUAGUUAAAGUGUCCCACAGCACCAGGCACAAUGAUGGCCCCGAUACCCUGUUCCGAAAUGAAUACAGAAGCAGUAGCACCCCCCUCUCCCGACCAUGUGAACUCAAACUUGGAGUGGACCAACCCCGACUACAUCACAGUCAGUCUCACCUCCACCGUCAGAUCUCCUUUCCUCCAUGUGCAAACCCGAAACAGCGGGAUCAACACCACCACCACCAGCCAUACUCUCCUUCUGGAGGGCCUCAGAGCCAGGCUAGUGACAAAGAUGGUUACAGCAGUGGAGGCAGUUCUCGGAUGCAUAGAACCCUGUCUACUGAGUCCGGCCUGCUGCAGGCCCAGACUAAACCCUGGAACGGGGUCAAUAACGAGAUGAGAAGUGUGCUGGCACGCAAAUCGGGGGCUUCCACAAAGGACUCUACUCUAGUGUGA